AGACCGUUUUAUAUCUCCUCGGACUUGCAGGUUAUAUGAAGCAGAACUUUAGGGCUCCAUUGUAUUUCGCUGAUUUGUUUCUCAAGGAAAAAUAAAACAUGCCAUAUGUGACAUUUUUAGAUUCCAUUCUUGGACCAAUCGGAGUCUACGAAGGACUGAGGUCAAUCAGGGACGAGAACUUCAUUGACCGUAUGAGUCACUACUACACAAACAUUUUCCUCCUUUUCUUUACAAUCCUGGUGGCGACCGAAGACUAUACAGAGCCAAUACACUGUUGGUGUCCUGAGGAAUUCACAGAUAUAGAAAGAGUAUAUACACAACAGCUGUGUUGGAUAUCGAACACUUAUCGCAUACCGUUUGCAGAACCUAUACCCCCUCAGUUUGAACCCCGAGACAAUGAUGAAGUAACGUAUUACCAAUGGGUUCCAUUAAUUCUCUUAUUAAUGGCGGCGUUUUUCACUUUUCCCCGACAAGUAUGGAGAUACUGUUCACAGCAGUCGGGAGUUGGUAUUAAAAAGAUGUUAUUUAUGGUACACGAAUCUAUGAAAGACCCACCAGCUGAGAGAGAAAAGAAAAUUCGAAUAGUGGCAGAAUUUAUUGAAUGUUGGUGUGCAAAUAUACAACCGUUUCGGAGUGGAAUGUAUUCUGGGAUCCGAGAAAAAUAUGGACAGUUUUGCAGCCUAGGAGUUGGAAGACAUUACGGGAAUUAUCUAGUAACAUUAUGCGUUUUUGUGAAAUUUCUCUACUUUUUGAAUGCUGUCGGUCAGCUAUAUUUCUUGAAUGAGUUUCUCGGGGGAAAAGAUUUCUGGAUCUAUGGAUAUGAAGUGGUAUAUAAAGUUAUUUUAGAAAACAAUUGGGGCUCUUCUUCAAGAUUCCCAAAAAUCACGCUUUGCGACUUUGAUUUACGUCAAAUUGAAAAUGUUCAACGAUGGACUCUGCAAUGUGUGCUUCCGGUUAACUUAUACAAUGAGAAAAUUUUCAUUUUUCUGUGGUUUUGGAUUACACUUGUUGCUUUCCUCAGCUUGGGGAACCUGAUAUACAGUUUAUUCCUGGUAUUCUACCCACGUAAUAAAACAACCUUUGCAAAGAAAUACCUAAAAAUGGAAAACGUUUACGACAAAGGAAAUUAUUUAUCUCGCAAAAUGGUCCGAAAGUUUGCAGACGGUCACUUGCGACAGGACGGUAUUUUCCUUCUGAAGAUGAUAGCAUUCAAUACAAAUACUGUGUUUGUUUCUAAAAUUAUAAAAAUUCUUUGGGAGAAGUACCGAGAACGUGUACAUGAAGUUGGUAAAACUGUGGAAAACGAAUUUUAUGAAGGAAAGCGGGCAAUUACGAGGUAUAUUCCAGAACCAAAUUAUGGUCAUUUGACAGAUGGUUACGAAAGUGAAGUUUAAUUCAAUUAUAUUUUCAUAUCUAUUAUUUGAAGAAGAAAAAGGAAAUACAAUUCCUUUUGAAAUUGGCGAAGAAUUUUAAUUGUCACGUAUGAAUUCAAAUGUUAUAUAUAUUGCCAUGUUAUAUUCCAGAUUUGAUAUAUGUAGGAAAGGUAAAAUCGAUGAUUAACACUGAUUUCUUUUACCUACCCUCACGUACAUUAUGCUUUAGUUUACUCACCGUAAAUCUGCAUUAUUUUAGUAUAAAUUAGAGUGUGCAUUCUUAUUUGUCCGUUUGUUACGACACAAUACAUGUACAUGUAUAUGUAUUGAUUGAUUUGUUGUUCAAAUACACAAGUUUUGCAAUGUG
This is a messenger RNA of Ostrea edulis (European flat oyster), 1740 nucleotides long. Its product is annotated as innexin unc-9-like. The record is from RefSeq and is a predicted model, not a curated record. The transcript is spliced from 2 exons. NCBI's taxonomy places the organism in Eukaryota, Metazoa, Mollusca, Bivalvia, Ostreida, Ostreidae. The coding region runs from base 99 to 1394 and encodes 431 amino acids.